CCUGGGCUCUUCCGCCGGAAGCGGAAGUGGCGGUGGCGCGGUUCGUGGCUCCAGGCCCCCGUCCCUGUGGGGAGCGAUUUGCGGCAGAGGUUUUCAAGGGGAAACUGAGACCGGCGUUUAGCCGGACUCUGAAACCCGAAUCUUCUUGUUGGACGAAGGGAAGGCCACCCGCUGCGGAUGGGCUCCAAGACCAAGAAGCGCGUGGUGCUGCCCACCCGCCCCGCACCCCCCACGGUGGAGCAGAUCUUGGAGGACGUGCGGGGGGCGCCGGCCCAGGACCCCGUCUUCACCGCACUAGCCCCGGAAGAGCCUCCAGUCCCCUCCAGGAACACCGAGGAUCCUGAGGCCCAGUGGGAGCGGUUCUAUCUGCAGGGCCGGGCCUAUGUGGCCACCAAUGAUCGGCUGCAGCAGGCCAGGGACCAGGUGAGGCAGAGGUGCGAGGACCUGUGUCGAGCCAGUGAGGAGCUGGAGCGGGACGUCGGCCAGGUGACACAGACUGUGCUGCCGGUGACCUCGGCCACCUCAGACUGACUGGGACUGUGGGUCUGGGGCAGCACUCCAUGCUGCCCGCCUCAGCUGCUCCCCAAGAGCCAUGCACCCCAGGAUGACGUCCCACCCAUCCUCUGACCUUGGAAGCUCCGGGUCAUCACGUCCUUCUCUGACACCGGGCAAGCAGUACCCACCCAGCAGGCUCCAUGGACUGCAUCGGGGCCCAGCUGCAGGUUCAGGAGGUGGGGUUUGGGCACAGCGGCUCUGAGCGGUUCUGUUCCCUCCUCUGCCCACAAGAGCUCUGAUCUGAGUGGGGCUCUGGUGCAGCUCUGCCUCCUUCUCUUCCAGCCCCCACUCAGGGUAAGAAGCACCUGGCCUGAGGUGUGCACGCCCCUCUGUCCACCUGAGUCCCAGGCCUGGCUGCACUGUUGACUGUGUGACUCAGGAUCUUUGGAUCCUGCCACAGGCCAGGCUGGUCAUUACCACAGCCCUAGGCUGCUGCAGUCACCGUCCCCACUGGCUUCAAGACAGACCCCACCCCCAUCCCAGCCAGCUGCACAGCACUUAGUGUCACCUUGGUUAGGGGACAAGCUGGGGUCUUCGGGCCAUGCUACUGCCCUCACAGCUCUGGCCCUACCUUUUCCAUGGGCAGCUGGGGGCUGGCCAGAGCAUCUUGAAAAGGGCUCUUGCCUAAACAAAUCAGAUCCAGGCCCCAGGUGUUAGGAGAGUGAAUGCCAGGCCCACAGGGUGAUGCAAGCCUGGCUCCGUUCUGCCAGGAGCAGGUAUGGGGAUGUCCACUUCAUCUACAGCCCCAAGCCCAGAGCCUGCUGUCCUUUCCUGUCCAGACUCAGCUCCUGGGAAACCAGGCUUUGUUUCUGGAACAUCAAAGAUGUUUCUCAGCCAGGUAUAAGGGCACACGCCUGACAUCCUAGCGCUGGGGAGGCUGAAGCAGGAGGAUCUCGACCCUGUCUCAAGAAAUCAAAUUUUAAAAAAUAGAUCUUUCUCUUUCCCUGAAAUGGAGGUACUGUUUAAGCCUUCAAGAAUCCCUUUAAACUAGAAGCUGGAUACUGGGGGACCCAGCCUAAACCCUCAAAGGCUUGCCCUGGUCACCCACCCCAGAGCUUUGCUGCCAGGCCAGGUGGGUGUGGGGACCUGGGGAGCUGACACCUGCCAGCCCCUUACCACCUCACACUGCCUCUGCCCCUUGGGUCAGGCUGUGCUCACCGGAAGUGACCUUGACAUGGCCAGCCCAGCUCCAGUGUGCUGGUUGUGUUCUCAGUAAAUGGCGGGCUUAUUUGGGUCCUACUGGCCCCUGGUACCCUCUUCCUGAUGGGGGCGGCUGUGGCUGGCAGGCCCUCCAUUCCCGCCUCACAGCCACAGGCAAGGUUGGGACCCAUGCCCAGGUGGGCCACUGACUGGGGAGCUGUCUGCCCUCAGAACUCCACAUGGGACCAGCUUGGCCUGAAGCAUCCAUUUGGCCCACAGGGUCAUGGUGGGCACCCUGGCUUCCCCCAUCCUCAUCCCAUCUUGAAAUCAGGAGCUGGAGGUGAUUUGACAGCUUGUUUUAUUAAAGGUGUACAAGAAGCCAGAUGCCUGCUGGGCAUUGUGCUUCGGCCAGA
Molecule: messenger RNA, 2108 nt
Organism: Heterocephalus glaber (naked mole-rat)
Lineage: Eukaryota; Metazoa; Chordata; Mammalia; Rodentia; Bathyergidae
Gene: CUNH19orf25
Product: chromosome unknown C19orf25 homolog
Source: RefSeq, a predicted model, not a curated record